Molecule: messenger RNA, 2375 nt
Organism: Dermacentor andersoni
Lineage: Eukaryota; Metazoa; Arthropoda; Arachnida; Ixodida; Ixodidae
Source: RefSeq, a predicted model, not a curated record
AUGGCCCUACCCCUAGUCGACAUGAAGGGCGUCCGUAGCCGCCACACCGGCCUGAGCGUGGACUACGCGAAACCGUGUACAGCUCGUGCAAACCGGCUGUGUCACGUCUGCAAGAACACUGCCGCCUGGAACGGCUUCUUCAUAAACGUCGGCCUUGAGCUCCGAGAGGGGAACUGCGGAGCCCUGUCACUCCUCGGAGCACGCGAAGGUGUGACCCUAGCCAACAUGGCCACGGCCGAAGAGAAGACGCGGGCCGCCACAUUGCUGUAUUGGCUGUUGACUCAACACAGGUGCGUCGUGAUGGCGGCCAUCAACGAUGACGUUUUCGUAGGCCACGAGAACGUUGUGUGCCGCGCUCUCAGCGGCAGCGUGGGCAAGAUCUCGGCGCUGACGUUGCUGCGAUCCUCGGCGAAAGCAGUGAUGAACAGCGCUCUCGUCACAGCUGUCCGUUCCAUGAAGCACCUGGCGGAACUGAGCCUAAUGAUCGACACGCAGGAGCACAUCGCUAAUCUUGGGCAACUGCUAAGAAAUAGCUCUUCCUUGAAAGUGCUUCGCGCCCUCCAACUCAAGGAAGGCCUGUGUGUAUCCAAUGAUUUUCUCGGAGGCCUCUAUCGAAACAAAACUCUAUCAUUCCUCGCGAUCACGACAGCAAUUCUUGAAGCUUCCUGCAGCUGCUGCCCCCCCUCGGAAUUCAAAUCAGCCGCCUUUGCUUGGUAUUUAGCGACGAGUCGCUCACUCAGGGCUCUUCAAUUGAUUGCUCCAAAUCACGGGCCAGAGGUAGAUGUCCGAGCCAUCUGCCAGGCCGUGUCACUGAACCCUGUUCUGACCCAGCUCGAACUGGGGUUGACCACGCUCAAGGAAGAGUUUGCAGCUCCGAUUAGGAACCUGCUGCACUCUACCAAGACCCUCAGGCGUUUCAGCAUCACUUACACUUGCGUCGAAGAGCGCUACCGCCACGCAGUUAUCCCAGAAGCCGCGUGCUUGUCGGUUCCAGUGUCCUACUGCUUGAGGUGUGGCACGCUUCACGGGGAAGAAACCGAUCGCAUCAAGCCUUGGAUCCAGGCCCUGUUGCAGGAAAAUGGCUCCCUGAAUGAGUUGGGAUUCUCCAUGUUCGGCUUCUGUACGUUGGAGUGCCGAGCAUUCCUAAAGGCCCUAGCCAAGAACACUACGUUGCGCAAGGUAACGAUGCACCGUCUCGGCCAGAAUGCUUCUGAGUUUUGCAAGUUCCUUACCACGACUGGAGUUAUGGACAGAGUAACUACCGACAUCGUUUGCGACGUCGCAUAUCCAAGCACAAUGGGACUGCCGCGACAUGAAGUAGGCCAGCUUGCAAAUCUCUAUUUCUCUGACCUUGAACGCACACUCUUACAGGUAGCCGCGUGCCAACUCGUCACCCACGUAAUGCUAAAGGUCUUCUCUUUCCUCUGCCUUACCCGUGUCAACACGCCAGCCAAUUCACCACUCAUUCAACUCAUCCGUAAGGCGCCCGCCUUAGUCUCUCUGGCCAUCCUUGUUGACCAAGGCUGUUGCAGCCGGUGCUGGAACCGGUGUGCUCCAUCGUUCUGCGACGCUGUGCUCCACAACACGGCGAUCAGAAGCCUGAACGUAACCUUGCCACAGAAUCCCAGGAUGGGCCUGCUUCCCUUGGCCGACCUGCUGCAACGCAGCCCUGGGCUUUGUCAGUUCGCGCUCGUGCAUCCCUCGCCCGAAGCGUUCGGCGACUUUGUCCGCGAAUUGUCAAAACCGAAGCUCAAGGAAAACUACAACCUGGCCCUCGUGAAGCUCACGCACAACGGACCAGAUCUCGUCGAAGAGAAGCUUAAAAUACAGAACGUUGUCUACAGAAACGUCACCCUUGCCAGUCGGGCUGCAUGCUUCGUCGUCGGUCCUGCCGACUUCGGAAAGGACGACACCAGAUAUCGCAACAAGGAUACCGCAGAAGCGCUGGAAGAAAUGUCCGGUUACCCCCUCCUGGUGGAAGAACUCGCCUCUCAAGGCAUAAACAAGCAGCAGGCGCUGGACAGGAUUGCGGCCAGCUUGAUGAGCAUGGAUGACCUGCACGAAUUCAUGCGACUCGCCGGCGUGGUUCGCGAUGAGAUCGUUUGCCUCGACUCGGUUGACGGCAGUACGCAGUUGGACAAUCUAAACGUUUACUGCCUACGUCAUAUUCGCAAGUACCUGAAGAUGAGCGACAUCAUAGAUUCACCUCUGUAAGCUUGCACCACCGGACUGAGCGAGCACUACCUAAAGGACGCGUCCGCAUGCAGUGGGGCUUCAUAUACAGCGUUGUGUGUCAACUGCGUUAUGGAAUGCAGUAUGUUCAGCUGUAAAUACUAUCAGUUUCAUCACUGUGUACAAUUCAUAUUGAGAAAUAC